AUGCAACCUCCAUACCCUAAGUGGUAUAACGCAAACGCCCAAUGCGAGUAUCACGCAGGGACUAAGGGGCACUCGAUUGAGAACUGCACUGCAUUCAAGAAGUUAGUUGAAAAUUUUAUCAAUUUGGGGAUCGUAAAGAUUGGUGACUCAUCAGGGCCAAACAUAGCAGGGAAUCCAUUGCCCAAUCAUGAUGAUAAAGGGGUGAACACGAGAACUGAGAAUGGAGGAAGGAGAGUCAAAGCCAACGUAGCAGAGAUAAAGAACCCCCUUAAAUGGGUUUGGAAACAAAUGGUGAAAGGAGGUCUCAUCAAGCAAGAUUCAAUAGAAAGGCCCGAAGGAGCAAGGAAGUUUUGUAAGUUCCACGCAAAAGAAGGCCAUAACAUCCAAAAAUGCACUGAGUUCAGAACCAUAGUGCAAAGCUUAAUGGAUAACAAAGAGUUGGAGUUUUAUGAAGAGAUCAAGGGACUAGAAAAGGGAGAAGUUUAUGCUUCAGAGGAAGGAUCUGCAGGACAAACCCAAAAGGCUAAUCAUCCAGUGGUGAUUAUUUCAAAGCCAAUGAACGAAGAAUUUGGAAUACAAAUUGCGCCAAAGGUCAUAAUCCAAAAACCUGUAUCCUUUUCUUACAAGGAUAGCAAAAAAGUUCAUUGGAAUUACAACGUCAAUGUGACGAUUCCAGGAAAAGAGAGCUUGGUAAAUGCUUCAGAAGAGAAGGAAGGAUUCUAUACACGAAGUGGAAAACGCUAUGAUCCGGCAAAUGCAAGAGUGGAAUCUGGAAAAGAAAAAGCCUUAGUAGUUGAGCUGGGAAAAGUAAAAACAGACAAAGUUGAAUCGCAUGUCAAUCAGCCGGUAAAUGAAAAUGAGGCUAGAGAAUUUCUAAAAUUCUUGAAGCAUAACAAGUACAGCAUGGUAGAACAAUUACAUAAGCAAUCGGCUCGUAUCUCUAUGCUUGAGUUGCUUCUAAGUUCAGAGAUACAUCGUAAUGCGUUGAUUAAGGUGCUAAAUGAAACUUAUGUCACUAAUGAUAUCUCAGUGAAUAAGUUGGACCAAUUGGUUAAUAAUAUAAGUGCCGACAAUUUCAUUUUCUUUAAUGAUGAUGAAAUAUCGCUGGGAGGGAGAGGAGCCACCAAAGCCUUACAUAUAACCACUCGUUGCGGGGAGUAUAUGUUGUCGGGUGUGCUAAUUGAUAAUGGAUCAGCCCUGAAUGUUUUACCCCUAUCCACCUUAAGCAGGUUACCAGUGGAUAGCUCUCACAUGAAAUCAUGCCAGAAUAUAGUGAGGGCAUUUGAUGGUACCGAAAGGAGGGUGAUGGGAAGAAUAGAAAUACCCCUCUCGAUUGGCCCGAAUACAUACGAGGUGGACUUCCUAGUGAUGGAUAUCAAGCCUUCGUAUAAUUGCUUGUUGGGAAGACCCUGGAUUCAUUCAGCAGGGGCGGUGCCAUCAUCAUUGCACCAGAAGUUGAAAUUGUUAACAGAAGGCCAAUUGAUUACGAUUAAUGCUAAGGAAGACAUCAUUGCAUCAGUAACCAGUGACGCACCAUACUUGGGAACAGAUGAUAAGGCGGUUGAAUGUUCUUUUUGA
Molecule: messenger RNA, 1578 nt
Organism: Gossypium raimondii (Peruvian cotton)
Lineage: Eukaryota; Viridiplantae; Streptophyta; Magnoliopsida; Malvales; Malvaceae
Exons: 1
Coding region: 1-1578 (525 amino acids)
Source: RefSeq, a predicted model, not a curated record